GGACUCGGCGUCAGAAUGGGUUUAUGGACAUCGGUGGAAGGCGGGUUAGGCUUCUCUUCCUCCACUGAGAUGUCCAACGACGGAGGCAAAUUUCUUUGCUGCAAAGCCUCUCCCAUCUUUGAGAGUUGCUAUUUGGUGCAGUUUUAGAAACGUGUUGAACAUCCCAAUAGAGCAAUCUGACUUUGCUUAGGCUUGUGAAAGGUACGUGGCCAUUGGAAUGAGCCGAGGAGGUGGUGGAUCUUAAUGGGGCUUCUGCGUAUUUAUGGCGAUUGUGAUCACUUAACUUUCAUUUAAGACUCGAGGGCCUUGGGUCUCAUUCUUGAAGCCAACCCUUCCUCCUGACCCUCGAAGUCUUGUGAAGAACAUUUAGAGAGAAAUACACCAGGUGAUUGAGGUUUUAGAUAGACAGAAAGAAUGGUGAAGAUCUGUUGCAUUGGUGCUGGUUAUGUUGGAGGUCCUACCAUGGCAGUUAUUGCAUUGAAGUGCCCCUCAUUUGAAGUAGUAGUUGUUGACAUCUCAGUUUCUAGGAUUGCAGCCUGGAACAGUGAUCAGCUUCCCAUUUAUGAGCCAGGCCUUGACGAGGUGGUGAAACAGUGCAGAGGAAAGAACCUUUUCUUCAGCACAGACAUUGAAAAACAGGUCUCAGAAGCUGAUAUAAUCUUUGUUUCUGUUAAUACUCCAACAAAAACUCAGGGCCUUGGAGCAGGCAAAGCUGCUGACCUGACUUAUUGGGAGAGUGCAGCCCGAAUGAUUGCUGAUGUAUCGAAAUCCAACAAGAUUGUUGUUGAGAAAUCUACGGUUCCUGUGAAAACUGCUGAGGCAAUUGAAAAAAUUCUGACCCAUAACGGCAGAGGCAUCAAAUAUCAGAUUCUAUCCAACCCAGAAUUUCUAGCAGAAGGAACUGCAAUUCAAGACCUUUUUCACCCUGACAGGGUUCUCAUCGGAGGGAGGGAAACCCCAGAUGGCCAGAAGGCUAUUCAGUCUCUUAAAGAUGUUUAUGCUCAUUGGGUUCCUGAAGAUAGAAUCAUUUCAACCAAUCUCUGGUCAGCAGAGCUCUCAAAGCUAGCAGCAAAUGCCUUUCUGGCACAGAGAAUUUCUUCUGUAAAUGCAAUGUCAGCACUCUGUGAAGCAACUGGAGCAGAUGUUUCCCAGGUUUCCCAUGCUGUUGGAAAGGACACUAGAAUUGGUCCUAAGUUCCUCAAUGCAAGUGUUGGCUUUGGAGGUUCUUGCUUUCAGAAGGACAUCCUAAAUUUAGUUUACAUUUGUGAGUGCAAUGGCCUACCUGAAGUUGCUAACUACUGGAAACAAGUCAUUAAGAUUAAUGACUAUCAGAAGAAACGAUUUGUCAACAGGUUAGUCUCCUCAAUGUUCAAUACAGUUUCAGGUAAAAAGAUUUCCAUUCUUGGUUUUGCAUUCAAGAAAGAUACUGGUGACACAAGGGAAACACCAGCAAUUGAUGUGUGCAAAGGCUUGCUGGGUGAUAAGGCUCACUUGUGCAUAUAUGAUCCACAAGUGACCGAGGAUCAGAUCCGGAGGGAUCUGUCAAUGAACAAGUUUGAUUUGGAUCAUCCUGUUCACCUUCAACCAAUGAGCCCCAGUUCUGUGAAGCAAGUGAGUGUGGUGUGGGAUGCUUAUGAGGCAGCAAAGGAUGCUCAUGGGGUCUGCAUUCUUACCGAGUGGGAUGAAUUCAAGACCCUUGAUUACCAGAGGAUUUUUGACAAUAUGCAGAAGCCUGCAUUUGUGUUUGAUGGAAGAAAUAUUGUGAAUGUUGACAAGUUGAGGGAGAUUGGUUUCAUUGUCUACUCCAUUGGGAAACCAUUGGAUCCGUGGCUAAAAGACAUGCCUGCUGUGGCUUGAGUUUCUUCAGUCCUUCUCAUAGGAUUUGAAGCUGGAACUAAGCAAUCUGGAAGCUGCAGUUUGAUUCUUCUAUUUUCUGCUUGUUUCUUUUGUCACAAUCAUUGCAUAAUACACACUUUAGUCAUUGUUCUUAGUGGAAAAGCUGUAAUUUUAUUUGCUAGUAUGAUUAAUAAAGCAGAGCCUCAACCUUAAAGAAACUCUGGUUUG
Messenger RNA from Manihot esculenta (cassava), 2064 nucleotides. Its product is annotated as UDP-glucose 6-dehydrogenase 1. Gene Ontology annotation, biological process: glycosaminoglycan biosynthetic process. Gene Ontology annotation, cellular component: cytosol; nucleus. The transcript is spliced from 3 exons. Bases 415 to 1857 code for a protein of 480 amino acids. Gene Ontology annotation, molecular function: UDP-glucose 6-dehydrogenase activity; NAD binding. Lineage: Eukaryota; Viridiplantae; Streptophyta; Magnoliopsida; Malpighiales; Euphorbiaceae. The record is from RefSeq and is a predicted model, not a curated record.